This is a messenger RNA of Styela clava, 5830 nucleotides long. RefSeq names its product phospholipid-transporting ATPase ABCA3-like. Gene Ontology annotation, molecular function: ABC-type transporter activity; lipid carrier activity; ATP binding. NCBI's taxonomy places the organism in Eukaryota, Metazoa, Chordata, Ascidiacea, Stolidobranchia, Styelidae. Gene Ontology annotation, cellular component: membrane; intracellular membrane-bounded organelle. The record is from RefSeq and is a predicted model, not a curated record. Gene Ontology annotation, biological process: lipid transport; transmembrane transport.
GUAGAUAAUUCUAAUGAUAAAAAGAUCACUGUCUCUGUACCACUUUACACAGAUGUUAUUUCAAAUUAUGUAGUUUUAUUGAAUUUGCUCAUACAUCAGUAUAUUGAACAAGAGUGAAGGUUAUUGAAGUGGCUAUAUUUUGCCAGCAUGGGUUCUGGUGCAGCAAAGUGGCGACAAUUUAUCCUCUUGUUAUGGAAGAAUUUUAUUUUGCAAAAACGACGACCAAUUGCCACUUUUGUUGAGCUUGCUCUGCCUUUGCUUUUUGCUGCAUUGUUGGUUAUAAUUCGUACAACUGUGGACACAACAACUCAUCCAAACAUCACAACAUGGAGAGAGUUUUCUGUCAACAAUCUACCAAAUUUUAAGACCAAUGUUGUUCCAAAAGAUGGAGUAUGGACAGUGGCAUACGCUCCAAAUAACGACUCCACAGUGGAAAAUAUAAUGACAAAUUUUGAGACUUUUCUCAAGCAUGGAAAAUCAGAUCUAGAAAUCAAUUGCCCUGGUCUCUCUUUUAUUAAAAAUAUGGGAUCACCUGAUGAAGAUGCAGAUGUAGGAUCUGGGAUGGGAGGACCACCACCAGGUGCAGGUCUAGGUGGAGCAGGAGACUUAACUGGUGCAAGAGCUGCAUUUUCCAUGUUUACGAGUGCUGUAGGAGGAGGAACUAUGACCAGAUCUAUGUCUGCUAUAGCAGCUCCAAUGUUUUAUCAAAACAUCCCUCAAAUUAUGAAAGAUAUUAUAAUUGAACGAGCAGCUGAUGAAGGGAAAGAAAAUAUCGAAUAUGUUUCUGAUAUGCUUGUUGAGUUAGGACCGGAAGAAUUUAUGAAGGAUGUAACAGAAGAACUCCUAAACAAAACAAUGGAAUGUGUUUUUGAUGAACUUGAUCCCCGCUUCAGAGAAUUUUUUGAAGAAAAUAAAUCUAAUGUAUCAUCAUUAGAUACGGAUGGAUCUUCAGAUAACUCAACUGAAAAAAGACAAGGAAAUUCAUCCAGUGGAAUGAUGGCAGCUAUAGGGGCAAUUCCCAAGAUUAAAGUUAUGGGUUUUGAAGAUGAAGCAAGUUUCAUGGAGUAUGUUACGAAUGACACAAAUUUGGCUGGAACUCUUGGUGGAAUUAUAUUUACAAAAUCUGAAAACACAUCAACUCCAAAGUUUAGUUAUAAAAUACGACUACAUUCUGAUCCUGUGAACGUAGGACCUGGAGAUGAUUCAAGAAUCACAGGAAAUCCUGAUACUUGGAGAACAACUCAACUUUUUCCUGGAUUUCAGCAACCUGGUCCAAGAGAUGGCAAUGAUAGGUAUGGUGGGAAACCUGGUUAUUAUAAAGAAGGUUUCCUUUCCCUUAUGCAUGCUGUUGAUAUGGCAAUCCUGGCAACAGUUGGUGAUGAGAAUAUAGUUGACUUGGCUGAUGGUAAUUUUCGAAUGAAGAGAUUUCCAUAUCCACCCUACGUUGAAGAUAAUUUUUUGGUUGCAAUAUCUCGUUUGUUGCCCUUGCUCAUCAUGCUCAGUUUUCUUUACACUGCUCUGACCAUCGUCAAAAGUGUUGUGCAUGAAAAAGAGUCAAAAUUGAAGGAAUACCUGAUGAUGACUGGUCUACCAAACUGGUUACAUUGGUUGGCUUGGUUUAUUAAAUAUCUGGUUUUUCUUACCAUAUCCUGCAUGUUCUUCACCAUAUUGUUCAAAAUAAAUACUCCAAAUGGCAAAGUCUUCACCUACACUGAUGGAACAGUUUUAUUUGUGUUCUUGGUUUGUUACUGUGCUGCGACCAUCUGCUUCUGCUUUAUGAUUUCUGUCUUCUUUUCCAAAGCGAAUGUAGCUGCAGCUGCUGGAGGAGUUCUCUUUGGUCUCUCGUACAUGCCAUAUCUGUUUAUCGCUCCUAGAUACGAACAAAUGACUUUCACUCAAAAAUCUCUAUCAAGUUUGUUAUCCAACAUUGCCAUGGCAAAUGGAGCAACAAUUCUUAGCAUGUAUGAAGGCAAAGGAACUGGUGUGCAAUGGUCGAACAUCGCAGACACUGUGACAGUUGAUGACAAUUUUACAUUCCUACAGGCAAUGUUUUUUCUGAUAAUUGAUGCAAUUCUGUACAUGACAAUAGCAUGGUAUGUCGAAGGUGUACGGCCCGGUGAAUAUGGAAUACCAAAAAAGUGGAAUUUUCCAUUUACUAAAUCUUACUGGUGUGGUCCCCCAAAGAAGGUAAAUGUCUAUGAAGCAGUGGCAGGUGGAGGUAGCAGUCAAGUUCUUCAACCAUCUAAUGGUAUAAAUGGUAUUGAGAAAGGAGAUGCUGAUGAUGAAUACUUUGAACCAGAAGCACCAGAUCAAAGACAUAUUGUCCAGAUUUUUAAUCUUCGAAAAGUAUUUAAUGCUGGCCAACCAAAAGAGAAGAUAGCUGUACAUGGUUUGAAUUUAACAAUGUAUGAAGGACAGAUUACAGUGUUGCUUGGACACAAUGGUGCUGGAAAAACUACAACCAUGUCUAUGCUAACAGGACUCUUCCCCCCAUCAUCUGGAAAUGCUGUUGUUCUUGGUCAUGAUAUAACUACAGAUAUUGAAUUGGCAAGAACUUCAAUGGGACUCUGUCCACAACACGACAUUUUGUUCGAUGAACUGACUGUUGAUGAGCAUAUUUACUUCUUCUCAAUGAUUAAAGGAUUGAGUAGCGAAGAGGCAAAAAAAGAAUGUGACAAAAUGGCUGAAGUAUUAGAAUUAAUGGAUAAACGUGAGGCAAGAUCAUGCACUUUAUCUGGUGGAAUGAAAAGAAAAUUAUCUGUCGGAAUCGCUCUCUGUGCUGGAUCGAAGUUUAUUGUCCUUGAUGAACCUACUGCUGGCAUGGAUCCCGCAGCAAGAAGAGCUAUAUGGGACGUUAUACAAAAAUAUCGAGACCAAUGUUCAAUGCUUUUGUCUACUCAUUUCAUGGAUGAAGCUGAUUUACUAGGAGAUAGAAUCGCUAUCAUGGCUGAAGGAAGAAUUCGUUGUGCAGGUUCUGCUGUAUUCUUGAAAAAUAAAUUUGGUGUCGGAUAUCAUGUUGUAUUGAACAAAACACCGGAAUGUCAAGUGGAGAAGGUCUCUGACUUUUUUCAAAGUCAUGUACCUGACAGCAGAAUGGAGAGAACAGCAGGAGCGGAAGCUUCUUUUCUUUUACCAUUUGAAUCGAGUAGUCUGUUUCCAACAUUAUUUACUGAACUUGAUAAAGCAAUGAAUGAACUUGGAGUUCUAAGCUAUGGGGCAUCAAUUACAACAUUGGAAGAAGUAUUUCUCUGUGUCACCGAAGACGUAGCACAGCCAGUAGCUGUUGCAAGCAGAAGAUUAUCGUUAACAGGAGCAGAUGAAGAUCAUAAGACACCUGCUUCUCCAACAAUGAGCUCCGCAGAUAUAUUGCAGCCACCUGAUGUACCAAAUACAGGAACAGCAUUAUGGUUCCAACAAUUCCAUGGAUUACUCGUCAAAAGAAUUCUGCAUUCGAGAAGACAUCUUAAGGUUCUGAUAUCACAAUUAUUGGUUCCUGUUGUUUUUGUCAUUCUUGCGAUCAUCAAUGCAAAAUAUGCUCCAUUCCUCGAAACCAACAAAGAACUCGAUCUUAGUCUAUUUGGCUAUGGGAACACCACAGUAUCUUACAAUGGGAGCACUGAUAUUCAAAAACUCACUGAUAUCUAUGCACAACAGUUUACAGAUCUUGCAGAUGCCGUGGACAUUCCAGGAGAUCUAGAAAUGCAUUUGUCUAAUGAAUACAAAAAACAAGGAGGUAGCUUCAACAAUAAAAAUAUUAUCAGUGGAACCGUGAGAGAUAAUAAAAGUCCUUCAAAUUCCACCAUUGCUUGGUUUAAUGCUCAGGGAUGGCAUUCAUCGGCAAACACACUUUUGUACGCUGAUCAGGCCUAUAUAAGAUGGAAACUCAACAACACUGGAUUUGAUCUGGAUGUUUCAAACCAUCCAUUGCCGAGGAAUUCAUCUGCUAGAGUACAGGAACAACUCGUCGGGUCAAUUGCUGGAUUCAUGAUUGCAUUCAACGUUGUUCUUGGCUUUUCUUUCCUUGCUGCUUCAUUCUCUAUUUUCAUUGUGAGAGAGCGAACAGAUCGAGCAUCGUUACUUCAAACACUAGCGGGUGUCGACCCUAUUUGCUUUUGGCUUUCUGGUUUUCUAUGGGACUUCAUCAACUUUCUGAUUCCCUGUUUGAUUUGUAUGAUUGUCUUUGCCAUUUUUGGAGUCGAAGAAUUUUUACACAACGGUCAAUUUGCAAUCACACUCCUGCUUUUUGCUCUCUAUUGCUGGGCUGCUUUACCAUUGACUUAUUUGAUGUCUCUGCUAUUCUCCCUGCCAACAACUGCACUGGUUACCAUCACCAUAUUUGGAGAUAUCAUGGGGCUUGCAACCAUUAUUACAAUCAAUGUUUUAAUGCUUAUUGAUGACAAUACAAGAGAUGUUGCAAAAAUACUGGAUUGGGUGUUUUUAAUUCUGCCACAAUAUUCCAUUGGACAAGGUCUGGCUGAUUUAUACACCAAUGAUAAGAUGGUGAAUGUUUGUACCACGGAUGCCAUGAUGGAAGCAAUUUGUGAGGAAUAUGGAAUCACUUUUCAGACGAAUUUCUUGGCAUGGGAACGAUAUGGUGUCGGUCGAUUUGUGGUCUUCAUGUUUUUAGAAGGACUCCUCUUUUUUGGCAUCUUAUUUGCAAUAGAAUAUGACAUUGAAGGAGUGUUUUUGAGACUCUCAAGAUCUCUCCGUAAAAAAGUGACCGCUGCCAUCAUGUACGGAACUGAAAGCACUAUUCUGGAUGAUGACGUUUCAAAUGAACAAAAUCGAAUCAAUGAUACUCUACUUCCAGAACUCAAGAAAUCUGAAUUGAUAUUUGCAAAGAAUUUAAGAAGGGUUUAUGCUGGAAAGAAAGGUGGAGGUGUUUCUCGAAUUAUUGCUGUAGACAAUCUUAAUCUCGGAGUUCCAAAAGGAGAAUGUUUUGGAUUAUUGGGCAUCAAUGGAGCAGGGAAAACAACAACUUUCAAAAUGCUAACCGGUGAUGUUCGACCAACAGCUGGUACAGCAUAUGUAAACGGGCAUGAUAUCAUUUCUAAUAGAAAACAGGCACAACAAAAAAUUGGAUAUUGCCCCCAAUUUGAUGGUUUAAUUCAACAAAUGACAGGACGGGAAACUCUAGUGAUGUAUGCUCGACUUCGUGGUGUGAAAGAAAAAUAUAUUCAGGAUAUUGUUGAAAAACUUGCUAAAUUAUUGCACUUCAAAGAACAUAUUGACAAAGAAUGUGGUACAUACAGUGGUGGUAAUAAACGAAAGCUGAGUACUGCAAUUGCUCUGGUUGGUGGACCUUCUGUUGUUCUGUUGGAUGAACCAAGUACAGGAUUAGAUCCUGGAGCUAGACGUAAACUGUGGGAUACGAUAACUCAGAUUUGUACUGACAAGAGAUGCAUCAUCAUCACUUCUCAUAGUAUGGAAGAAUGUGAAGCAUUAUGUACAAGACUAGCUAUCAUGGUGAAUGGACAAAUGAGAUGCCUGGGUGGACCACAGCAUCUUAAAAACAAAUUUGGACAGGGUUAUUCUGUUGAAGUCAAAUUGGAAAGUAAUAACAGCAAUCCAGAGCCAAUUAAGGCAUAUAUGCAGUCCCACUUCCCAGGAACUAUUAUCAAAGAUGAACAUCAAGGACUAGUUGCAUUCCAAGUACCGAAGAUCAAACCCUCAGGAGAAGACCUAUCUUUAGCUACCAUAUUUAGUCGUAUGGAAGAAACAAAAGCUGAAAUCAACCUGAGAGAUUAUUCUGUCUCACAAACGACACUCGAACAAGUAUUCCUUAGUUUUGCUCGUCGUCAACGUGAAACAACUGACCAAUAAAAAACUU